Molecule: messenger RNA, 294 nt
Organism: Dibothriocephalus latus
Lineage: Eukaryota; Metazoa; Platyhelminthes; Cestoda; Diphyllobothriidea; Diphyllobothriidae
Source: the annotation of a GenBank genome assembly
AUGGAGCAGCAAGAAAUGGCCAAUGAAGCUGAACUGAACCAGAACGUCUCCAACGCUACGGGAUGGGUUGCCUCGAAGGACAUGUAUAGGCCUGCUCCUGUGGAUAUUCCCCGAAAUACGAGGCAAUGUUUCGUCAUGAUAAUUUAUGACACAAAGGAAAGUACCUUUGGCAAAUUUCGCAACACAAUGGUCCUGAAUAUUCCGGUUUUCCAUGCCUACGGUAACGGCGAAUUUUUCGGAAUGUCAAAAGUAAGUGGAAUUUGCAUUUUUGCCACUUUAUGCUUGCUGAGGUAG